Messenger RNA from Hydatigera taeniaeformis, 582 nucleotides. NCBI's taxonomy places the organism in Eukaryota, Metazoa, Platyhelminthes, Cestoda, Cyclophyllidea, Taeniidae. The record is from the annotation of a GenBank genome assembly.
AUGCGAGCGUUUGCGAUAGUGACAAGGAAGCGACAGGUGGCGGCAGCAAUGCCUCUGAUGAAGGAGGCGGAGGAGAUGAAGCAGUUGGGGUUCGCGGCUGCGCAUGACCAACGACGUCUGUUGAGGUGGGUGCUGCGAGCCUGGGUCCGUCGGGCCCGCGGACUUCGCUUAGCUCUCCACCAGCAGCGGGUCGUCACUGCCCACACCCAGCGAGCUAUCCUCCAACGAGCUUUACGCGCUUGGCUCGAUUUUUGCGCUUGCCGAACAUCCAUUAACAUUGCAGCUGCGCACUUUGAGGCGACAAGAGACACGAGGUUGUGUCAAGCUGUCCUUCGGCAAUGGCGAUCGGUGGUGGGUAGGCGGAAGAGAAUGUAUGAGUGCUACUACAGCGUCUGCGCGCUGCACCAGAAGCACCUGAUGGGCCGGGUGCUGAGUCGUUGGGGCCACCACGCUCACGUCAAGGCUACUGCCACGAGGAUCGCUGAGGCAAUGAUUCGACGUGGUCACAAACGCCUCCUUCGCAAGGUUACUAAGUCUGUUCUCGUCUACUUGCUAUUCCUUUUUGUUUCCUUCAUGAAAUAA